UCAAAAGAUCGAAGCGCAGAAAUAAACCGAAAAUUUCAUUUCAGAAUUCAGACAGCCAGACAGGUCUCGGCAGCUCCGGCGACAACAAACUAGCUUUAGAAAGAGAGAAUGUAAAAUGAUUUUCAAGGAGACUUGAGCUUUGCAUAGCUCUCUAACGGAGAUUUCCUACGGUUUCGGAGUCUCGGAGUUCAGAUUACAGUGCUGUAGUAUGAUAGAUCACAAGUUUUGCGUGCGUAGAUGCUCGUUUGUCGAACUUUGUACUGAUUGAAGGAUGAUUAGCAUGCUGAGCUGAGAUGAAUCGGUUCUAGUGUUAGAACUAUUUGAAAGACGGAUGGGGCCUGAAAUGAUUUAAUAAUAACAUUUGGAAUUUUGGAUACUUGAUGAGUGAUAUAAAUCAUGGAAAAUAGUGAAAGAACUGGUGAGAAGGUCUUCCCAAAUGGAGAUGUCUACAUAGGUAUGUUUAAGGGAGUGCUUCCACAUGGAAAAGGUAAGUAUACAUCAUCAGAUGGAACAACAUAUGAUGGUGAUUGGGAAGAAGGAAAGAUGACAGGUAAAGGACAGAUUAUUUGGUCAUCUGGAGCUACUUAUGAUGGUGAUUGCUUUGAGGGUUACCUCCAUGGCUUUGGAACCUUUAGCAGUUCUGAUGGUUCUGUAUACAAAGGUCACUGGAAGAUGAAUAUUCAGCAUGGUGUUGGACGAAAAGAGUAUCAAAAUUCUGAUGUAUAUGAUGGUUGUUGGAAAGAGGGAGUACGUGAUGGCCACGGUAGAUAUACAUGGAGUAAUGGAAACAUGUAUACUGGAAUUUGGAAAAAAGGGAACAUGUCUGGUAGAGGGGUUAUGAAAUGGUUCAACGGAGAUCUGUUUGAUGGAUUUUGGGUUGAUGGGUUAAGACAUGGAUCAGGUUGUUACAGAUUUGCUGAUGGAAGUUACUAUUUCGGAACUUGGAGUAAUGGCCUAAAAGAUGGACGUGGAACACUUUAUCCUGUCGGAUGUGCUCUGGAUAAGUGUAAGAUUGAUGGCCAUAAGGAAAUAAGAAGGAUGUUAUCUCAUGAUUCCUCUAUAAGUAAAAAAGAUGCUGUUAAACCUAAAGUAAAGCGUAGUAUUUCUGAGAAGAUUGUUGAUCGCUUUGCAAGAGAUUCUGGUAGAAUAUCACGCAGGGCUGUAUCGGUAGCAGGAGAUGCAGCUCUUCAUUGCUCCAGUACAGAGGUCUUACCGGAAGAUGCAUCUUGCAUGUUAUCUCACACCACUUGUGAUGGUAAGGCUGAGCAGCUGGGCAAUAUUACAGUGGCAUAUGAAAGAGAAUAUAUGCAAGGGGUCCUAAUCAGAGAGAGGAUUAAGAGUGUCGAUGGACUCUCCCACCAAAGUACACAGAGGCGAAAGUUUCCUGCUAAAGAAGUAAGAAAGGGGUCAUGUAUGGACCUUUUUAAAGGCCGCAAAAGCUAUUACCUGAUGCUUAAUCUGCAACUUGGUAUCAGGUAUUCUGUGGGGAAGAUCACACCUAUUCCUAUGCGGGAAGUGAGGCAAUCUGAUUUUGGAGAACAGGCUAGAAUAAAGAUGUACUUUCCCAGAAAAGGCUCUCGAUUGACACCUCCUCAUCGUUCCAUUGACUUCUAUUGGAAGGACUAUUGUCCCAUAGUCUUUAGGAACUUGAGGAGGUUAUUCAAGUUAAAUGCAGCAGAUUACAUGAUGUCCAUCUGUUGUGAUGAUGGCUUGAGAGAGCUUUUGUCUCCUGGAAAAAGCGGCAGUAUUUUUUAUCUUUCUUGUGAUGACAGAUUUGUGAUCAAGACACUAAAGAAGUCCGAGCUCAAGGUUCUAUUAAAGAUGCUGCCUUCUUACUAUAAACAUGUAAAAGACCACGAAAACACUCUCAUAACAAAAUUUUUUGGGGUGUACAGAAUAUCACUCAGACGAAGAAAAAAGGUUCGCUUUGUAGUCAUGGGAAAUAUGUUCUAUACAGAACUUCACAUGCAUCAUCGGUAUGAUUUAAAAGGUUCUUCUCUUGGAAGAUUUACAGACAAAGACAAAAUUGAAGAAGGUACUACAUUGAAGGAUCUUGAUUUGAUGUAUGAGCUCCGUAUGGACAAGUUAUUACAUGAAACACUUAUCAAACAAUUAUCUUUGGACAGCCAGUUCUUAGAAUCACAGCAUAUAAUUGAUUAUAGCCUUCUAUUGGGAUUGCACUUCAGAGCUCCGGAGCAUCUGACAGCACUGUUAGAGCCUCCUGAUUCUCUGUUUAAACCCAAGAGCACUCUUGUUUCUAGUGAUGGGGGAAUCUCGAUUCUUCCAAGGAGUUUGACUUUAGUAACCCAUGAACCUAGCAUAGUGAGCACUGCACCUGGUCCCCACAUACGAGGAAAGACCUUGAGAGCCAACUCUGUUGGUGACAGGGAGGUUGAUCUUCUUUUGCCCGGCACUGGAAGGUUGAGGGUUCAAUUAGGUGUGAAUAUGCCAGCUCAAGCCAACCGCAAGGUUAAGCAGGACGAGACUGAUCCAUCUGAAGUCGAACUUUUCGAGGUGUAUGAUGUUGUCCUCUACCUUGGUAUAAUUGACAUACUGCAGGCGUACAACAUGAGAAAGAAGUUAGAGCACAAGUAUAAAUCUCUACGGUUUGACCCUAUGUCCAUUUCUGUUAUUGAGCCAAAGCUUUAUUCGAAACGUUUUAUCAGCUUUCUAGAAAGAGUUUUUCGGGCUUAACCUCACAAGUUUCUUCUCGCCUGUUUACUACCAACCACUGUCUGUUUAGUCUUUAAAGCAACAAAAUAAGUCCUACCAAACUAGCUGUUUCAAGAUUUAUUCUAUUGUAAGAAGAA
Ipomoea nil (Japanese morning glory) is the source of this 2810-nucleotide messenger RNA. RefSeq names its product phosphatidylinositol 4-phosphate 5-kinase 8-like. The record is from RefSeq and is a predicted model, not a curated record. Gene Ontology annotation, molecular function: 1-phosphatidylinositol-4-phosphate 5-kinase activity; ATP binding. The transcript is spliced from 11 exons. Gene Ontology annotation, biological process: phosphatidylinositol metabolic process. NCBI's taxonomy places the organism in Eukaryota, Viridiplantae, Streptophyta, Magnoliopsida, Solanales, Convolvulaceae. The coding region runs from base 397 to 2694 and encodes 765 amino acids.